UGACAACUGAUCGCUAAAAGCCACGAGUAAUUCUCGACAAGAGAAGGAGAAGACUCAGUCGAGUUCCUCUAAAUUAUAAAAGAGUGAUCGGCCUCAGCGAAAGGGGAGUCGCUUCCAAGUUUGCCGCACGAGAGCACCGUUUAGGGUCAUUUUCAAGGAUCAAUUACAAGGAGAAAAAGAUUAAAAUAAAAAUUAACCAUGGGCGCAAUCGAAUGGAUUACUGAAGCUGAUGACUAUCAAUGUCCUUUGUCAGAAGAAACUCAAAAAUUGGCCAAAGAGGAACUUAGAGAAGACAAAAAUACUCGUGAUCAAGCAUUGGAACAAAUGCGAAAUUGGAUUAAACUUAAUCCAAGAAUUGAAAAUUCUCGCCUUGAUGCUCGAUUCCUUCUGAGAUUCUUAAGAACAAAGAAGUUUAAUGUACCCAUGGCUCAAGAGGCUACAGAAAGAUAUCUUUUGCUCCGACAAGUUUACCAUCCAGCAUUUACUAAAUUAGACAUCACAGAACCUAAUAUGGAAGAACUACUAUCACUUGGAUAUAUUUUUGCUGUGCCUGGUCGAGAUGCUCAAGGUCGUCGGGUAAUAGUGGCUAGACCUGGUGUUUUUGAUCCUUAUAAAUUCACUAAUGCAGACAUGUGCAAAAUUCAUGCCAUUACAUAUGAAGCUCUCAUGGAAGACGAAGAAAGUCAAGUACGCGGCUUUGUUCAUUUUGCUGAUGGUGCUGGAGUUAGCUUUCCUCAUUUAACCCUAUUCACACCUCGUGAAGCAGUUCGUAUCGUCAAAAAUGGUGAGCGUACAGUUCCAAUGAGGCAUAAAGAAGUACACGCAAUAAACGCACAUCCUUCUUUGAAGUUUGCCUUGGAUUUCGGUAUGUCCUUGAUCUCAGAAAAGAUCAGGAAACGGGUUAAAUUAUAUACCAGUCUCGAAGAUGCAUUAAAUAAUAAAAUGGAUGCCAGCAUGUUGCCAAAAGAGUAUGGUGGUACCAUGCCUAUGAAAGAAAUGAUUGAUCUCUGGCGAAAGGAGCUCGUAGAAUUAAAACCAACGCUCCUCAGUCAUGAUAGGAUGCGAGUCCGUCUACAUUUGUACUCUGAAAAAGCCCGGGAAGGUGCAGUAUCAGCUUUAAAACAAGGCUUUGGUUGUGCUGACGUUGGUUCAAGCGACUCUACGAUUCACGGAAUCUCUGGCUCUUUUAGAAAAUUAGAAGUUGAUUGACAAUCUAUGUCUUUAAAUUCGUUAAUGAAUUUUUAUUCUCACUUGAUUUAGACAAAUAGACUCAUCCCUUUCGUAUUAUAAUAAUAAUAAUAAGACUUAAGUUUAAUUACUGAUUUUUUACAAAUUUAAUAAGGGCUAUUCUUGAAUUGUAUUUAUUUGAGAAUAGUAGAUUAUUAAAUGGCAAUACAAUGUACUCCAUUUAUCUCACAAGCAUUAAGCUAUAUUAGUAAGUGCACCUUCAAGUUGAAAGAAAUUUCAAAAAAUUUAUCAUGAUUUUAUUCGUUGUGCUUUGCACAAUACUUCUAUGUAGCUAUACAUGACAAUAAUAAAGCAAAAACAACACACAAA
Molecule: messenger RNA, 1557 nt
Organism: Chelonus insularis
Lineage: Eukaryota; Metazoa; Arthropoda; Insecta; Hymenoptera; Braconidae
Product: clavesin-2-like
Exons: 7
Coding region: 199-1209 (336 amino acids)
Cellular component (GO): membrane
Molecular function (GO): phosphatidylinositol bisphosphate binding
Source: RefSeq, a predicted model, not a curated record